Molecule: messenger RNA, 1296 nt
Organism: Morus notabilis
Lineage: Eukaryota; Viridiplantae; Streptophyta; Magnoliopsida; Rosales; Moraceae
Product: OTU domain-containing protein DDB_G0284757
Exons: 9
Coding region: 307-1014 (235 amino acids)
Biological process (GO): protein deubiquitination
Molecular function (GO): cysteine-type deubiquitinase activity
Source: RefSeq, a predicted model, not a curated record
GCCAACAACCGGGCGACUUAUGAGCGGCGAGAAGAGAAGAAUGACGUAUUAAUCGGGUCGGAUUAUGGGGCGGGGCCCCUUAAAGGCCUUCAUAUGAUUAUGAAUCUUGAUCUUAUUUUUAUGUCGGAAAACAUUGGUGUUCUUGUUGUUCUUGACUUCUUGUUGUUGUUGCUGCUGCUCGGACUCGCAUACAUACAUCCAUACAUCCGCAUCCAGAUCGGCGAUUCUCCAUUGACGCAUUUACAAGCAAGAAUUAGGAGAAAAGAUUUCGAAGCCCAAUUCUUUUUGCUGAAUUAGGUGGUGGUGAUGAUGGCGGCGAUGACUGGGAAUGGGAAUGGGAACGUUCCAAGCAGCGGCAGCAGGAGCAGCUCUGCGAUUAAUGAUAACAAUGAUACGGAGGACGACGGGAUGAUAGCUGUAGUGCUAUCCGAAGAAUAUACCAACCUCGACGCCGCUAAUUCUAAUACUGCUCGCCUUCCUAAUCUGGCUCCUCUCCCUCACGUUCCUCGGAUAAACUCGUACAUCCCGACCUUGAGUGAUGCGAGUUUGGAUCACCAACGCCUUCUCCAGAGGUUAAAUGUGUAUGGUUUACUUGAAGUUAAGGUCUCCGGCGAUGGAAAUUGCCAGUUUCGUGCACUUUCAGACCAGAUGUAUCGUUCCCCCGAAUAUCACAAACAUGUGCGCAAAGAGAUUGUCAAACAGCUCAAAGACUUCCGCUCCUUGUACCAAGGCUAUGUUCCGAUGAAAUACAAACGUUACUACAAGAAAAUGGCCAAACUUGGCGAAUGGGGCGACCAUGUUACUUUACAAGCAGCAGCUGAUAAGUUUGAAGCAAAGAUAUGCCUUUUGACCUCAUUCAGAGACACUUGUUUUGUUGAAAUUAUGCCUCGACAUCAGGCACCUAAACGUGAGUUGUGGUUGAGUUUCUGGUCUGAGGUUCACUACAAUUCAUUGUAUGAAAUUCAAGAUGCCCCUGUUCAGCAGAAGCCGAGGAGGAAACAUUGGCUGUUCUAGUUUGUUUAAGCAGAUUUGUCGAAAUCACUCACUCAGGUUGCUCUGAGAAUAGCGUGGUGCAUAUGUUGUGCUUGUUCCGUACAUGUUUCUGAUUCCUUAUAGAAGGUUCUUAUUUCUUGAUUUAGUUUACAAAACAUAUAUGGAUAAAUAUUUCAUUUUUGGCCUGUCCAGCUGUAAAUUUUAGGCGUCCUUAUUUAUACACACACACGAUAUAUUUUACGAUUUGAUUGUUUAUUCUUUGUAACGUAAGGAUCGAAUGAUUAUUCGUAUGUUGUAUGUGUA